AUGAGCUAUAACAGGCAGAAUCAAGAUGACUCAGAUGAUUUUCUGGUGCUGCGUAUCUUUCAAGCAAUCGGGAUGAGUGUUUUUAUUCUCACCGGAAUUCCUGGUAAUUUUUUGGUUUGUUAUUUAGUGCGGCGAACUCGUCGCCUUCGAACGGUUACAAAUCUGAUAAUCAGCAACUUGGCAGUAGCAGAUCUUGGGAUGUGCCUCUUUAAUAUUCCUGUUUCCUUGGUAACUGUCAUUCUCGACAAGUUUGCGCUGACCGAUGUUGUGUGUCGUAUUGCAGGCUUCACGAACGCAUUGUUCCUUUUCGAAGCUCUCUGGUCGCUCGCCCUUGUCAGUAUAUCAAGAUACUGGUGUAUUGUAGAGCCAGGAAAAUUUUCCUCAAUUUUCACCAGACGUAGAACUAUGGCUAUGAUAACUGCAACAUGGGUUUUGUCGCUCUUAUGCUCACUUCCGCCGCUAUUCGGCUGGUCUUUUUACGGUUUCAUUGUUGGAAAAUCUACGUGUUACUUCAAACUUAGCCAAAACCUUCCCUACACGAUAACGUUAGCCGUUGUGGUAUUUAUUUUGCCGUACAUUUUGAUAACAGUUCCUUAUUACAGAACAUUUCGGUUCAUACGAGGACAUAGUCGAACAAUGAGCAUACGUGGUGUAUCGUCAAGUCUUAGAAAGACACACCGCCCCACUUUCCAAGAUUUUAAAGUAACAAAGCUCCUUCUCGUCGUAGUUUGCGUAUUUGUAGCAUGCUUGACUCCUCACAUUGUUGUCAAUUUGCUGAACGGUUUCGGCAUAAUUCAAUCAAUCCCGCGGAUCCUCGACGCCAUAACCACUUUUCUUACGUUUCUCUCUAGCUCUUGCAACCCCUUUAUCUACGGACUUAUGAAUAAAAAAUUCCGCAAAGGAUUCCGCGCGGUUCUUUGUGCGCCGUGUCAAAAAUGCGCCAAGGUGAAGCAGUCAAAACUUGAGCGAAGAAUCAGCAGGGAAACCACCAGAAACUUAAGUUCACGAUCCAGGAGUAGCCAUAGAAGAGAGUGGAGAAUUGUGACCGAGGCAGGGCCGCCGAUAAUUUAUGAAUCAAGUGUAUAG
Molecule: messenger RNA, 1086 nt
Organism: Porites evermanni
Lineage: Eukaryota; Metazoa; Cnidaria; Anthozoa; Scleractinia; Poritidae
Source: the annotation of a GenBank genome assembly